Phlebotomus argentipes is the source of this 2183-nucleotide messenger RNA. RefSeq names its product protein Pixie (gene pix). Gene Ontology annotation, molecular function: ribosomal small subunit binding; ATP binding; iron ion binding. NCBI's taxonomy places the organism in Eukaryota, Metazoa, Arthropoda, Insecta, Diptera, Psychodidae. Gene Ontology annotation, biological process: ribosomal subunit export from nucleus; translational termination; translational initiation. The transcript is spliced from 4 exons. Bases 103 to 1929 code for a protein of 608 amino acids. The record is from RefSeq and is a predicted model, not a curated record.
AAAUUUUUGCAAUUUUAGAGCCCUUUUUCGACACGAAUUCAGGCUGACACGCCAGCGAGCGUUCGCCUUUUCUCCAGAUUUUUCGUGGAAAAAUACCAGAAAAUGUCGAGGAACAAGUCCGCGGAGGAAACCACCAAGCAGACGCGUAUCGCCAUUGUGAGCUCGGACAAGUGCAAGCCCAAGAGAUGCAGGCAGGAGUGCAAGAAGUGCUGUCCUGUGGUGCGGAUGGGGAAGCUCUGCAUCGAGGUGACGCCUAAUUCCAAGAUAGCCUCUCUGUCUGAGGAGCUGUGCAUAGGAUGUGGCAUCUGCGUGAAGAAAUGUCCCUUCGACGCUAUCAUGAUCAUCAACAUCCCCAGCAAUCUGGAUCAGCACACCACCCACAGGUACUCAAAGAACUCCUUCAAGCUCCACCGAUUGCCCAUCCCGCGUCCGGGAGAAGUGCUGGGUCUCGUGGGCCAGAACGGAAUAGGCAAGUCCACGGCGCUGAAGAUUCUCGCCGGGAAGCUGAAACCCAACCUCGGUCGCUACAACGAUCCCCCCGACUGGACAGAGAUUCUGGCGUACUUCCGCGGGUCGGAGCUCCAGAACUACUUCACGAAGAUCCUCGAGGACUCGCUGAAGGCACUGAUAAAGCCUCAGUAUGUGGAUCAGAUCCCCAAAGCCGUCAAGGGCACGGUGACUGAGCUGCUGGAGCGCAAGGAUGAGCGCAAGAAUCGACAGGAGAUCGCAACGACGCUGGAUUUGCUCAAGAUUACCGAGCGUGAGAUUUCCGCGCUGUCCGGAGGGGAGUUGCAGCGCUUCGCCAUCGCUAUGGUGUGCAUUCAGGACGGUGACAUCUUCAUGUUCGACGAGCCAUCCUCGUAUCUGGACGUGAGACAGCGUCUCAACGCUGCUCAGAGCAUCCGCUCGCUGAUUCAGCCGGAUAAGUUCAUUAUCGUUGUGGAGCACGAUCUGUCUGUCCUGGACUACCUCUCAGACUUUAUCUGCUGCCUGUACGGCGUGCCCGGCUGCUAUGGUGUCAUCACGAUGCCCUUCUCUGUGCGCGAAGGCAUCAAUAUCUUCCUGGACGGCUUUGUGCCAACGGAGAACAUGCGAUUCCGCACGGAAUCGCUCACAUUUAAGGUCUCUGAAUCCGCCACGGAGGAAAUCAAGCGCAUGAACCACUACAUCUAUCCGACAAUGAUGAAAUCCCUUGGAGAAUUCAAUCUCUCCGUGGAACAGGGACAGUUCAGCGACUCGGAAAUUCUCGUGCUCCUUGGAGAGAAUGGCACUGGCAAGACAACAUUCAUCCGCAUGUUGGCCGGAAAUCUAGAACCCGAUGAGGGCUCUGGCAAGCUGCCGGUGCUCAACAUCUCCUACAAGCCACAGAAGAUUGCACCUCGCCAUCAGGGCACCGUUCGGCAGCUGCUGGGCGAGAAAAUCCGUGAUGCUUACGUACAUCCACAAUUCAUGGCGGACGUCAUGAAGCCCCUCAAGAUCGAGGAUAUCAUGGAUCAGAAUGUGCAAGACCUCUCCGGAGGAGAGCUCCAACGUGUCGCCCUGACGAUCUGUCUGGGAAAGCCCGCUGAUGUGUACCUAAUCGACGAGCCUUCAGCCUAUCUGGACUCCGAGCAGCGUCUUAUUGCGGCGAAAGUGAUCAAGAAGUUCAUCCUUCACGCUAAGAAGACAGGUUUUGUAGUGGAGCACGAUUUCAUCAUGGCAACAUACAUGGCAGAUCGCGUAAUCGUGUUCGAAGGGAAGCCUUCUAUCAACACCACCGCCCACACGCCCCAAUCCCUCCUGAACGGCAUGAAUAAAUUCCUGGAAUUGCUGGAGAUCACAUUCCGUCGCGAUCCCAACAACUUCAGGCCGCGCAUCAACAAAAACAACUCCGUCAAGGACACGGAACAGAAGAAGGCGGGACAGUAUUUCUUCCUGGAGGAUGCAUAAGAAAACCCUACGUCUGUCCCCGGGAAAUGACACAAGAGUUGUACGCCGUCUUUUUGUUUUCUUCUGCGAUUAUGUUCUUUUUGUAAAAUAUUUGAUGAAUUUCAGUCUUAGCAAGAGAGGAGACAGAAGUUGUAUAGAAUCUUUCGUCUUUUGGGAAUCGACCUGGCACUGCAUACAUGGAUUCUUACAGAUAUUUUAACCUUUGUAUACACUCUGUGGAAAAUUGCGACUUGAAAAUAAAUAGUAAAAUUGUA